GUGUCGCGACGUCCAUGUCGCACCGCUACCGAACCUAGAACACACGCUUGUUUCACCGUGCUCUUAUUUGUAAACAAUACGAGCUUAAACAUGAAUUAUAUUUAAUAAAUAAUAACUAACGCUUUGAGAAUACCAGUGAUAAGUUUUGACAAAAUGCAAGUGGUUGCUGCAACAGUUUUUGUGUUUGCGCUAUUUCAAGCACUCACGCAUGGCGAGGAAUUUGGCUACGAUGGCAAUAUUGGUCCAGAAUAUUGGGGCGAGAGAUAUAGAGAGUGCGCUGGUAAACAUCAAAGUCCGAUCAACAUCAACGUACUCCGAGUGAAGCAAGUUACGUUACCUGACCUCGUCCUCGUAGGCUUCGACGACUCCAUUGACGACGUCCACGUCACCAACAAUGGACACACAGUUCUGAUCGAGGUGCAGAAUGAACCACAUCCGCGAGUUAGAGGGGGACCACUCGACGGAGACUACAUAUUUAGUCAAAUGCACUUUCAUUGGGGAGACAAUGACACCUUCGGUUCUGAGGACAAGAUCAACCAUAGAAGUUUCCCUAUGGAAUUGCACAUGGUGUUCUUCAAAGAGGAGUAUCAAUCAGCUGCGGAAGCUGUGAAACAUUCAGAUGGCCUGACAGUGCUUGCAUUCUUCUACGAGUUGGAUCGCCACCAGCACCCUGCUUAUGACGAUAUAACAUCAGCACUAGUAAACGUCACGGAACCUCAUACUAGUGUGGUGAUGAGUCACCCGUUCUCGUUCCUCAACAUCUUGCCUUAUGACCUCAAGAGGUACUUCACUUACAAAGGCUCGCUUACCACUCCACCCUGCUCCGAAGUCGUCAUCUGGCUAGAUUUCGAACAACCCAUCAGGCUUACACAUGGACAGAUAGAAGCCUUCAGAGAGAUAAGAUCAGCGCAUGGGAAAAUAACACAUAACUUCAGGCCGAUACAGCCAAUCGGCGACAGAGUAGUGUUCUAUAAUAUUGACAAUAAUUACUAUAUUUACAAUGAGAUUGACGAACGUGAAGAAACUACGACUGGAAAGCCAUCGAAAAGAAAAAAGGGUCGCAGCAGCGCUAACCGAUUAGUUCCUACAAUUGUAUACACAAUGACUUUUACUAUAUUGCUGUUAUUUAGCUUGUGAUAAUUUGUGAAUAUCUGUGUAUAAUCAACUAACAGUAAUAUUUUCUUAGAACUUGUAUUAGUCUAAUAGAAUUUUGCUACUUAAGAUGUCCUUAAUUUAAUAUCUGUUGUAUGAAUGUGAAUGAAAAAAUACUUGUAUAGAGUAACAUCUAAUUUAUAAUAUCAUUUAAUUAAGUACAUCCUAUUUUGUGUAGUUACUUUUAUAUUUCUAAUUGCAAGUAGGAUAAUAGGAUUAGAUGAAUGAAUGUAUUGGUAUUCUUUGCUGACAUCUAUAUGCUUCCCCGAUGGAAAUAUUCAAAGCACAUAAUACAUUAACAGUGAAAUGAGAAACUUAGUAAAUUUUGUUGGCCAGUCAUCACACCAAAAUGUAUUCUAACUUCUCUGUAAUAAGUAACAAAUUACCAGCAGCAAAGUUAAACCAUUACUAAUUUGUUGUCUCCUAAUUAAGUUAAUCAUUAGACAAAAUUUACAAAACAUGAUGACUGACUUAGUUAAUUUUUUGUUUCUAACAAAGAAUAUACAAAAUGUACACUAUUUAUUGUAUACUGUGAUAUUAAACUAAUUGAUAGUGUGGAAUUGAAAUUCUGUGCAAUAAAUUUCACCUACAAAACUUAAAACUGUUUUCUUUUA
Molecule: messenger RNA, 1766 nt
Organism: Spodoptera litura
Lineage: Eukaryota; Metazoa; Arthropoda; Insecta; Lepidoptera; Noctuidae
Product: carbonic anhydrase 7
Cellular component (GO): cytoplasm
Molecular function (GO): carbonate dehydratase activity; zinc ion binding
Source: RefSeq, a predicted model, not a curated record